AAAUAAAGUCUUUCCCCAUAGAAAUCUCUAGGGUUUCACUCUCACUCGCUCUCCAACCAAAACAAAUACAAUAACAAAAUUUAUCAGAUUUGGCGGGAGUUCGAGAAAGUCUGAGAAAGUCGAAGAAAGUGUGCGAUUGAGGUUGAGAUAGGGAAAACGAAUUAUGGGGAAAGACGAGGAGGAGAUGAGAGGAGAGAUUGAGGAGAGGUUGAUCAACGAGGAGUACAAGAUAUGGAAGAAGAACACCCCUUUUCUGUACGAUCUGGUCAUUACCCAUGCCCUAGAAUGGCCUUCUCUAACCGUCGAAUGGCUGCCCGACCGAGAAGAGCCGCCGGGGAAGGACUACUCUGUUCAGAAGAUGAUUCUCGGCACUCAUACUUCUGAGAAUGAGCCCAAUUAUCUUAUGCUCGCUCAGGUCCAGCUUCCUUUAGAGGAUGCAGAAAAUGAUUCCCGCCAUUACGAGGAUGACCGCACCGAUGUCGGUGGAUUCGGCUCUACCAAUGGCAAGGUACAAAUAAUCCAGCAGAUAAAUCAUGAUGGAGAGGUUAAUCGAGCCCGCUACAUGCCUCAAAAUCCAUUUGUCAUCGCUACCAAGACAGUUAGUGCCGAAGUUUUCGUCUUUGAUUAUAGUAAGCAUCCAUCAAAGCCUCCAUUAGAUGGUGCGUGCAGUCCUGAUCUGAGGUUACGGGGGCAUAGCACUGAAGGAUAUGGGUUGUCUUGGAGUAAAUUUAAACAAGGUCAUUUACUGAGUGGUUCUGAUGAUGCUCAGAUAUGCUUGUGGGAUAUUAAUGCUACUCCUAAAAACAAGACCCUUGAGGCUAUGCAGAUUUUUAAGGUUCAUGAAGGUGUUGUUGAAGACGUUUCUUGGCAUUUAAGGCAUGAAUACUUAUUUGGUUCGGUUGGUGAUGAUCAGUACCUGCUCAUAUGGGAUCUUCGAACUCCAUCUGUUACCAAGCCUGUUCAAUCUGUAGUUGCUCAUCAAAGUGAGGUUAAUUGUUUAGCGUUUAAUCCCUUUAACGAAUGGGUUGUUGCAACUGGAUCAACCGACAAAACUGUUAAACUAUUUGAUCUACGCAAAAUCAGUACCACGCUUCACACUUUUGAUUGUCACAAGGAAGAGGUUUUCCAAGUUGGAUGGAAUCCUAAAAAUGAAACUAUCCUAGCUUCUUGUUGCCUUGGCCGGAGACUGAUGGUGUGGGAUCUUAGCAGAAUUGACGAGGAGCAGUCAAUAGAGGACCAAGAAGAUGGUCCGCCAGAAUUGCUUUUCAUUCAUGGUGGUCACACAAGUAAAAUAUCUGAUUUUUCGUGGAACCCAUGUGAAGAUUGGGUUAUUUCUAGUGUGGCUGAGGAUAAUAUUCUUCAGAUCUGGCAGAUGGCAGAGAACAUCUACCAUGAUGAAGACGAUUUACCAGAGGAAGCCACCAAGUCAUCUUAGAAAAAAAAAAGUCCCAUUUUAGGUUGGUGAAAUUGAGUAGUCAAAAAAAGAAAAAAGAAGAAUGAUUAGCAAAUGGCGGAUCUAGGGGUUUUCUUUAUUUGUCUUUGUAAUUUUUAUUUUUCUUUCCCUGACCCUUUCAUUCACCCUCUUACUAGUUAUAUCAUGAAUGUGAAAAAUGGUCUAAUGUUGCUUAGGCAGUAGUGAUACAAUGACUUGUACUGAUCCUUGUAUGUUUAUUAUAUGAGACUGUUGAUUUGAGCUUCUCCUAA
Molecule: messenger RNA, 1704 nt
Organism: Humulus lupulus (European hop)
Lineage: Eukaryota; Viridiplantae; Streptophyta; Magnoliopsida; Rosales; Cannabaceae
Product: WD-40 repeat-containing protein MSI1
Exons: 6
Coding region: 164-1435 (423 amino acids)
Biological process (GO): regulation of gene expression
Cellular component (GO): nucleus
Molecular function (GO): histone binding
Source: RefSeq, a predicted model, not a curated record